AUGCGCCAAUCACAAGCCAGUUCUCGCCAAACUCUUGGCGCGAUCGGUUGAUGUUAGUUCCGUGUCGGCCUAAACAAACAAAAUAUUACGAAUAAACCAUCUAUAUGGCUUCAUAAAGCUGUUCAUGGUGAAUUUAAAGUGUUUUCGCACAUAAUUAAGUGACUUAGGCCGAGUAACUUUAAAGCCGCGAAAUGUACGGGUUUGUUAACUAUGCGUUGGAGUUAUUGGUGAUGAAAGCUUAUGGAGUGGAAAUAUGGGAGAAAAUCAAGAAAAAGGCUGAGGUGGCAAUGGAAGGCUCAUUCCUUGUUCGGCAGAUAUAUGAUGAUGAAAUCACAUACAACCUCAUUACAGCUGCCGUUGAAGUAUUGCAGACACCAGCGAAUGAAAUACUUGAGCUAUUCGGUAUGACAUUCUUCGAGUUCUGUCAAGAUUCUGGCUAUGACAAGAUUCUUCAAGUCCUUGGAGCUACACCUCGCGAUUUCUUACAGAAUCUAGACGGUCUGCAUGACCACUUGGGUACACUAUACCCGGGUAUGCGCGCGCCGUCCUUCCGUUGUACGGAGCGGCCGGAAGAUGGCGCUUUGGUCCUUCAUUACUAUUCCGACAGGCCAGGACUCGAGCACAUCGUGAUUGGUAUUGUUAAGACAGUAACAAGCAAGCUGCAUAACACAGAAGUGCAGGUAGAAAUCCUGAAGACGAAAGAGGAGUGCGACCAUGUCCAGUACCUCAUCACUGAGACUUCUACUGGUAGAGGAACCGCGCCCGAGAUGGCAGAGAUACGGACUUUGUCUAAAGAACCGAAAGUCAGUCCAGCCACUUUUUGCCGCGUGUUUCCAUUCCACUUGAUGUUUGAUCGCGAGCUGAACAUCGUCCAAGCCGGUCGCUCCGUCACUCGACUCUUGCCGAGACUUAAUAAGCCCGGUUGCAAGAUCACCGAUGUUUUGGAGACGGUACGACCUCACCUUGAGAUGACAUUCGCUAAUGUGUUGGCUCACAUCAACACGGUGUAUGUUCUGAAGACGAAGCCGGAGGAAAUGAGCGUCAGUGAUCAUCAUGAGGACAUCGCUUCUUUAAGAUUGAAGGGCCAAAUGUUAUACAUCCCUGAAACUGACGUGGUUGUCUUCCAAUGCUACCCCAGUGUCACCAAUCUUGAUGAUCUGACACGUCGCGGCCUCUGCAUCUCCGACAUACCUCUGCACGACGCCACAAGAGACUUGGUGCUGAUGUCCGAGCAGUUCGAGGCUGACUACAAGCUCACUCAGAAUUUGGAGGUUCUCACGGACAAACUUCAGCACACAUAUAGGGAACUGGAGGCUGAGAAGCAGAAGACUGAUAGACUUCUAUACUCGGUAUUACCCAUGAGCGUGGCGACGGAACUACGUCACCGGCGUCCAGUGCCAGCGCGGAGAUACGACCCCGUGACCCUCCUGUUCAGCGGUAUCGUCGGAUUCGCCAACUACUGCGCCAGGAACAUCGACCACAAAGGCGCCAUGAAAAUUGUGAAAAUGCUCAAUGAUCUCUACACGGCUUUCGACGUGCUCACCGAUCCGAAGAGGAAUCCCGACGUUUAUAAGGUGGAAACAGUGGGUGACAAGUACAUGGCGGUAUCUGGUCUGCCUGAAUACAAAGAAGGUCACGCCAAGCACAUCUGCCUCCUCGCUCUGGAGAUGAUGGAUUUGUCCAAAACAGUCACUGUUGAUGGAGAACCUGUGGGAAUAACAAUCGGGAUCCACUCCGGCGAAGUGGUGACGGGAGUGAUCGGCCAUCGUAUGCCGCGGUACUGUCUCUUCGGGAACACUGUCAACCUGACGAGCAGAUGCGAGACCACCGGCGUGCCGGGGACUAUUAAUGUCAGCGAGGAUACGCACAGCUACCUUAUGCGUGAAGACAACAACGACGAACAAUUCGAACUGACAUACCGCGGUCAUGUCUCCAUGAAAGGAAAAGCAGUGCCGAUGCAGACCUGGUUCCUGACACGAAAAGCAAAAUAGGCCUAAACUGUUUAUGGCUUUAGAUCUCAUUAGUAUUGUAUUCAAUGUUUAGUAUGGCCUACUUUGGCCUACAAAUUUAUAUAGACUAUAUACCUAUCAAAAUUAAUGUUCUCUCGGCUUUAAACCAAAGAAAAAAUAUAAUUAAAUUAUCAUAGAAAAGGUUUUAAAGGACUUAAAGUCGAUUUUUUUACAAUGCAUUUUGUUUCACAUAUUAUUGAUUGUUUGAUUUUUCAAUCACAUUUUUGCAGCACGCUUGCGGUACAGAUUUGCAUAUGUUGUAUGGUAAAGAUGAUAUUUUAUGUUUACGAGAUUAUCAAAAUAUAUAUUUCAGAAAGAACUCACCAUUUAUUGGUUACGUAUUUGACAACCAAUAACAAACUUAUACUAAAAUUACUAUAGCUGUACUCACGCCUAAUAUUACGAUUGUUAGAUGUUAUUUAUUUAUAUAUUUUGUUGUUUAAGUUUGUGUCGAUUGUAAACUUAUCUAGUCAAUAUAUAAAUCUUAUUGGUGUUGUAUUUAUCGUUGUCGAGAUUUUAAAUGUCUAAAUAAAAUUAUAUUGAAUGUAA
Messenger RNA from Pieris napi, 2558 nucleotides. It is a transcript of the gene Gycbeta100B, whose product is annotated as guanylate cyclase soluble subunit beta-1. Gene Ontology annotation, biological process: cGMP biosynthetic process; response to oxygen levels. The record is from RefSeq and is a predicted model, not a curated record. NCBI's taxonomy places the organism in Eukaryota, Metazoa, Arthropoda, Insecta, Lepidoptera, Pieridae. Gene Ontology annotation, molecular function: guanylate cyclase activity; heme binding. The transcript has 15 exons. Bases 192 to 1991 code for a protein of 599 amino acids. Gene Ontology annotation, cellular component: guanylate cyclase complex, soluble.